This is a messenger RNA of Paramacrobiotus metropolitanus, 1945 nucleotides long. RefSeq names its product pescadillo homolog. Gene Ontology annotation, biological process: ribosome biogenesis; maturation of LSU-rRNA from tricistronic rRNA transcript (SSU-rRNA, 5.8S rRNA, LSU-rRNA). The transcript has 13 exons. The record is from RefSeq and is a predicted model, not a curated record. Gene Ontology annotation, molecular function: RNA binding. Gene Ontology annotation, cellular component: PeBoW complex; nucleolus. The coding region runs from base 152 to 1837 and encodes 561 amino acids. Lineage: Eukaryota; Metazoa; Tardigrada; Eutardigrada; Parachela; Macrobiotidae.
UGGUCCUGUAAAAAAAUGCCACAGUUAACAGUAAUAAAACUUUCAGGUUUCUUGAGUUUUUUUUAUUUUUCUUCUGAAUCUGGUGUUUCGGAAAUUCUUUUACCUGCAGGAUUCAUUAGGUAGCAUUGAUUGAACGUCCGGCGAGCGCAAAAUGGGGAAGAUGAAGAAGAAGUUCGCCGCGGGAACGGCCACUCAAUACAUCUCCCGAUCGCAGGCGGUGAAACGCCUUCAAAUAUCCUUGAAAGACUUUAGGCGCCUGUGCAUCCUCAAGGGCGUCUAUCCUAACGAGCCGCGUAAUAAAAAGAAGGCCAACAAGGGAAGCACCGGCGUGAAGACCUUUUACUUCCUCAAGGACAUCCAGUAUCUGGCGCAUGAUCCCAUUAUUCAGAAAUUCCGCGAUUUUAAGGUUUUCAUCAAAAAGUUGAAAAAAGCAGAAGUUUAUAAGGAUGGCGAGUCGGCAGCCCGAUUGAAACGGAAUAAACCGGUUUAUAAAUUGGAUCAUAUUGUCAAGGAAAGGUAUCCAAGUUUUGUGGACGCCGUGAGAGACCUGGACGACUGCUUGUCCAUGUGCUUCUUGUUCGCCACAUUUCCCAAAUCGCGAAGCACACCGGAAAGAAUUGUCAGGCUAUGUCGCCGUUUAACCGUGGAGUUCAUGCACUACGUGAUGGCGGCCAAAGCGCUGCGGAAGGUGUUUGUGUCCAUCAAGGGCGUAUACUACCAGGCGGACAUCCAGGGCCAGACCGUCACUUGGAUAACACCGCACGCUCUGCCCAGCCACCAGCCAGCCGAUGUUGACUUCAAGAUCAUGCUGACCUUCACCGAAUUCUACGUCACCAUGCUGGGAUUCGUCAAUUUCCACUUGUUCACUCAGCUCAAUCUCAACUAUCCACCCAAGAUUGCGGGAGAGGACGAUGUCAAUCGUGCGGAUGAUCGGGAUUUGGUUAACGUUGAAGAAAACUUCAGAGAGCGUAUUUUUGCACUGAAUCAGACGCUUUUGAGUUCAGCGUCGGGCAUCGAAGACGAUGCCGCCUUGGACGAAUUCCCCGCCACAACGGAGACCGAUAUGGCUGCUGCGGAAGCGACCCGCAAGGAAUUCGAGAAGACCCGUAGACUUCAGAAACUGUUCGCCGGGAUGAAAUUCUUUCUUAACCGCGAAGUGCCGCGCGAAACCCUCGUGUUUGCGAUCAGAUCAUGUGGAGGGGAAUGCUCCUGGGAUCGCACGACGGCAUUCGGGGCGACAUUCGCGGAGGACGAUCAAACCAUUAAUUAUCAGAUUGUCGAUCGACCGGUGGAGCGUCGCCAGCAGGUGCUCAACGGACAUUACGUGCAGCCGCAGUGGGUGUUCGAUUCUAUCAACGCCCGCGAACUGUUGCCGGUGGAGCCAUACUUCGUUGGUCAGAAAUUGCCGCCUCACCUGUCACCUUUUGCCGAUAACUCCCGCUACCAGCCCAUCAAGGAGCCCAUCAUACUACCGGCGGCCACUCAGCGUCUGCCCGAUAUCGGACUGGAUGCCGGGGAAGAAAAGCCCAGCGAUUCGGAAGACGAAGAUGCCGACGACGAAACAUCCCCGAAGAAAUCCAAGGGCAAAAAGAAGCCACCGACCAACCAAGAAAAACCUGAGAUGGCGGUAAAACGCGGCAUAGCAAAGCGCGAGGAGGCUGAGCGGACGGCGCAGUUAGAGGCGGCGGAGGAGAAGAAGUUAUCGGUGAUGAUGAUGGGCAAAAAGCAACGGCAUCUCUACGAGAAGAUCAUGCACUCCAAGAAGCAGCAGAACAAAGAAGUCCGACGGCUGCAGGAGAAACGCAAAGCCAUUGAGCAGAAAACCGGCAAAAAAUAGAUGUGUGUGCAUUGUUGCUGCCAGAAAAUAUUCUUGUGGUUGUGUUUGCGAGAAUGCCUGAGAGCAAAAUUAAUUCUGGUGUUGUUUUUAAAUAAACUGAUAUAUCGA